CUGCCACCCCCCAAAUUCAAUCCCAAAGCGACCCGUCAAAUCCAGAAUCCUUCUGAAUCCUGCCCUUAUUAGUUCUUAUGUCCUGUGUGUACGAAGUACUGUGACCACGCCCACCGCUACCAGCGUCAAGGAAACUUCUAGUUGCCCACAGCUCAGCGUCAGCAGCCACAACAGGCAGACGGACAACGUCCUGACAUUGCCCCCGUCUCCGUCCCCUACGGCUAGCCAAGGGACAGGACGGUGCGUGAGAGAGCCUCGGACAGUCCCUCGCCUCUCCCCGUUCCCAUCCCCCGUUCCCACUCUCAUUCCGCAUCCACCUACCUGCACCUGCGCUGCGCCCUACUACCUGCAUUCCGCAGAUGGGACCCUGCUCGGACAACAACUUGACCCGGUUUAGAUCGACUCGACUGUGAAUCACGACAACCAACACUGUAUCUGGCCUUCCAAGGUUGUGUCCUGUCCUGUCUCCGUUUCUGAGCCCUGUCUUCCACGCCCUCGACCGCGCGGGAAGCCCCUCCGUUGGCGCUGACCGUUCAAUCUCUUCCUCCGUUUACCCUCCCAGGCUCACGGAGACUUUGUUCACCGGUUCAACCGUGCCCACCCUUUCGUGUUCUCUUCCUUGACUAUCACUUCCACGUCAUUCUCACAGAGACGACCCCCAUCUCCAAGCCAGGGAAUUCUCUCGACCGGACAAAGAAAGCUACGCCCCCGGCAGGUUCCCACGUCGCCUGCUUGGACUGGAGCCUCCUGUACAACCUCUCCUUGCAGCUGGCCGUCCUGCCGUGUCAAGCCCCCAAGAUCGUUUGCGCCCUGCGCCGGAGCCAAGACUAAGGUCCAGACUACUGUGGCACGCCAGUGGCGAAUUCCCACACCCCAAACCAGAGGACGGGGAAAGACCACCACUUCAACAACAGUAGUCGUCUCGACUCCUUGCUCCACCCAGCCCGACCAAGUCUAACCUCACCCUGAGCUGGCUCUCCUCGCCGCCCUCGUCCACAGCUCACGUUCGCGAUGGCCUCCAACGGCAAUCCCCACGACUUUGUCCUCACCCCCCAGCAGCAGAGUCUGCUCUUCGCUGCCCUCAACUCCAACAGGCAGCCUGCCCCUGGCAACAUGAACAUGUCCCCGGUAUCCUUUGGCGGCUCCCCGACCCAGGGGACUGACGGUAGUGCCUUCGAAACGAGUCCUUUCCUCGACUACGAUUAUGACAUCAAUGGCGACUCCAGUUUUGACUUCAGCUUUGCCGAUGGGUCCAACGCUAAGAUGAUUGGCGACCUGCCCGGAGCGGCCGGCAGUGACAAAUCCGGCUCCGAGAACAACGACACCGAGAAGAGGAGCCACCCCGACGAUGAGAACGAAGAUGACGGAGGCGAUGCCAAGAGGCAGGAGACUGGGGAGAAGGUUUCCAAGAAGCCAGGCCGCAAGCCUCUUACCACUGAGCCUACCUCGAAGCGUAAGGCCCAGAACAGGGCUGCGCAGCGCGCAUUCCGAGAGCGCAAGGAACAGCACCUCAAGAACCUCGAGACCAAGGUCGAGGAGCUGGAGAAGGCUUCAGCACAGUCCAACCACGAGAACAGCGUGCUGCGAGCCCAGGUCGAGAAGAUGACCGCCGAGUUAGCCGAGUACAAGAAGAGGGUCUCUCUGAUGGUGAACAACCGGGCCCCUAGCAUGUCCAACGGCCAACGGCCCACAUUUGGCCAAGCCGUUAUCAACAACUUGAACGAUGUCAACUUCCAGUUCGAGUUCCCAAAGUUUGGUCAGCUUCCAGGCCCCUCGCCAGCUGCCCCCAACUCCGCCUCUGCCAACGGUCGCACAUCCAACUCUCAGUCGCCUAGCAACACCCGCAGCCCUAGCGAACUGGCCAGCCCCUUGGAACAAUCUGCUCGUCACGGCUCGACGGGUUCCAAAUCAGCAAAUGGCCUGGACAACCAGUCCAAGGAGGACUUGGCCAACUUCUCCGGCAUCUUUAGUCCCCCCUUGACCAACAAUAACGUUGCGUCUGCAGGCCGCAGUCGGGCAGAGUCCAGCAAUAGCGGUGCGGCGACUACCACUUCAUCGCCCUCAGCCUCGUCAAACUCCCACGGCGGUCCAAGCUCGUCUUGCGGUACCUCCCCCGAGCCAUUCAAUCAGUCCCCGAUGGGCUUCAAGCCGGUUGAUACCCUGACCACCAUUGGUGAGGAGAAGCAUCCCUUCGGCAACAUGAACCAAGACUUCAGCCAGUUCGCCAACUUCGACAUGAAUGGUAUGAACAAUUUCAUGUCAUCGACCAACAACUUCCAGUUUGACCCACAGCUGUUCGGUGGCUACCGUGAGCCCCAAGAGAACAUACUGGGCAACACCUUUGAUGACACCUUCUUCAAUGAUGCCUUCGACGUUGACUUCACAACGCCUUACUUCGCCCCUAGCCCCGCACAAAAGAAGGACGAUCUCAUGUCAAGAAUUGAUGCCGCCAAGAAUGACGAUGCGACCGAGCUUGUACAGACCACUGACGGUCAGCUUCUGACCUGCAAUAAGAUCUGGGAGAAACUCCAGAGCUGCCCGAAGGUUCAGAACGGCGAUUUCGACCUCGACGGUCUGUGUUCUGAUCUUCAGAAGAAGGCCAAGUGUUCCGGGUCCGGGGCAGUGGUCGACGAGUCGACUUUCAAGAAGGUGAUGCAGAAGUAUCUGGGCAAGACCGACAAGGAAAUGGAAAACUGCCCAACUGAGAAGCUCAAGAUGGAGCAAAUGGCCGAGCAGCUUUCGGCUUGAUGGGCCUCGUCGGCAUCUCAAGUAUAACCUCAACACAUGGAAGCACUCGCAUUACACCGGCAGAUAGGCACGGCAUGGAGUGGGCAUCGGCUGGACGGCUCUUGCCAGAUUGGCGCAACGGUAAUUUGCAAUACCCAAGGAGGGUUUCAAAACGGGGUUGGUUAUUGUUUAGCACUAUCGGAUCGGCGUUGUUCAAUUACAGGGAUUGAGGCUCCGGCCCACCUAGCAUUGAUGGAUAUCAGCCUGGCGAAGGGCCAUUUGGGUCACGAGGUGUAACGCUCACUGAGAAAAGAUGUGCUGGGAUAUGUUCUCGAGAACUGCCAUCUUCAGGUCGCGAUAGGUUUGAGCUGUUCAGUUAGUAUGAUAUCUGAUGGUUGAAUUUUGAUGAUUCCACCCAC
Diaporthe batatas is the source of this 3146-nucleotide messenger RNA. RefSeq lists its product as uncharacterized. Gene Ontology annotation, cellular component: RNA polymerase II transcription regulator complex. The transcript has 4 exons. Bases 1012 to 2748 code for a protein of 578 amino acids. The record is from RefSeq and is a predicted model, not a curated record. Gene Ontology annotation, molecular function: transcription cis-regulatory region binding; DNA-binding transcription activator activity, RNA polymerase II-specific. Lineage: Eukaryota; Fungi; Ascomycota; Sordariomycetes; Diaporthales; Diaporthaceae.